Epinephelus fuscoguttatus (brown-marbled grouper) is the source of this 2230-nucleotide messenger RNA. Its product is annotated as inosine-uridine preferring nucleoside hydrolase-like. The transcript has 8 exons. Lineage: Eukaryota; Metazoa; Chordata; Actinopteri; Perciformes; Serranidae. The record is from RefSeq and is a predicted model, not a curated record. Gene Ontology annotation, molecular function: hydrolase activity, hydrolyzing N-glycosyl compounds. Bases 420 to 1550 code for a protein of 376 amino acids.
GCAGGCGAGGUACAGUUCACGAACGAACCUUGUCUUAGAGGUUUUGCAACCUGUUUUAGGGUGUGUUUUGCUGAGCAGUGACUGGGGGGCACUGAAUAGUUUGCAUAGUCGACAGGACAUGCAAAAAUAGCCCAAAAGAAAAAAAAAACGUGUGGUUUUCGACUUUACGCAUUGAAACACGAGGAAAAAAAGUGCACUCAAGAAGAAAGAGGAAUCGAUCCGUGCCAAAAAUGCCCUAUAACCUGAAGAAUGCAUUGAUAAGAAACGAUUUCCAAACCAAAAUAACUGCCUGCAGCUAACACAAGACCCUCAGUCUAAAUACUUCUAGUAGUAGUAGUUGGGGGGGACUAUGUCGUCAUGCAAAUCCAACAAGAUCCUUUCCAUCCUGAGUGUUGAGCUGACAACACCCAGUCUCAGCUAUGCACGCGCUGGUAAAGAUUAUACGUGGACGUGGUGAUACGCGUUUCCUAAGCCAAACCUUCUCCUGCCUGCAGUAUUCAAGGCAGAGUGCGCCAGACAAAGGCUUCACUUCACAGUCCCUGUGCGCUCUGGGAAGGGAUCGAACUUGUGGCCGAAACUUUUCGACAGAUACGAUGAAGAAGAAGUUAAUACUCGACGUGGACACAGGUGUGGAUGACGCACAGGCCAUCAUGAUGGCCCUCGCGGCCCCCGAUGUGGAGAUUUUGGGGAUCACCUGCUCCCACGGGAACACACCCUUGGACAACGCCUGCAAGAACACGCUGCGUGUCCUGAAAGCAUGCGGCAGGCUGGAUAUCCCGGUAUAUACAGGCUGUGCACAGCCCAUGCUGGGCCGCAAACGUCACGCUGGGGAUUUCCACGGGAAGGACGGGCUGGGUGACGUCCCAGAUCCAGAUGCUCCAGGUCUGGAGCUGCUGCAGAAGAAAAGAGCUCCGCAGGCCAUUGUCAAGAUGGUCAAUGAAAACCCUGGAGAGGUGAGUCUGGUGGCUACAGCGCCCCUCACUAACCUGGCCGUCGCAGUCCAGCUGAACCCUAACUUCCAGAAGAAACUGAAGGGGCUCUACAUCAUGGGAGGAAACACUGAGUCCAGGGGUAACACCACAGUGUGUGGAGAGUUUAACUUUGUAGCUGACCCUGAGGCUGCCUACAUUGUGCUGGACCGAUACACCUGCCCCACCUACAUCGCCACCUGGGAGUUCACCUGCAGGAACAGCCUGCCGUGGUCUUUCUGUGACACAUGGCUGGCGCAAGACACCGACAAGGCGCGUUUCAUGGACAAGAUUUACCUCCACACCAGAAAGAUGGUCCAGACUGACCGUUACCAAAAGGAGCUGCUGGGAGGACCUGGGUUCAACACCUGCGACACCUACGCUCUAGCCGCAGCCAUCGACGACAAUCUGAUAACGGAGAGUGAAGAGGUUGCAGUGACAGUGGAGCUGGAGGGAACCUACACCCGAGGCAUGAUGGUCGUAGACCACAUGGAGAUGCUGAAGAAGAAACACAAGGCCGUCAUCUUGAAGAAAGUCGACUUGGAGAGGCACAAACAACUGUUGAUGAAUGCACUGAAGUAGUUGGACAUCUCUGGGCGAGUAAACAUCAUAACCUUUGCAAAGUCCAGUGCAGACCACUCUUUUGUAAUCAUUCCAGACACAACAUUUCAAUGUCUUGCAUACAGUAUGAUGAUAUGUGGUAGUGUGCAGCGACUGAGGAAAUGUUGCAGCAAUAAAAACAUCAGCCACAUUUUAAGAGCCCUGAAGGGAGAAAACUAUUCAGCUUUCCUGUUUUCUGAAGAAGUCCUUUGUGGAGACACAAUGGAAAGCUCUUUUUAAGAAUUUUCCUGGUAUUUUAUUCCUCAUAGCAAAACAGGUGAUCCAGCGCAGAAAUUUUUCUGACUAUUUCUCACUUUUUCUGACUAUUGGUGUUUGUCUGUCUUUAAUAGUAGGUUAGUAGUAGGUUUUAGAAACCUUAGUCUUAAGGUGGUGGUAGUCUCCCAUAUUUUUACAUUUAUUGGUUAGCAUUUUCUAUAUUUGAGGUUUUAUUGUAUUUUAUGGGCUGUGAGAGACAUUGUCUCAUCCCAGGGAUGGUUUUUUUUAUCCAUUAUUGAUGGUGUAAUUGUAGCAACUUGAGUGUAAAGAAAGAUGACGACUCAUAUUGUGCUACCGUGAAAUCAUUACAUCUAUGCACGUACAUAAUUACUAUGCAAUAUACUGGUUCUUUUUGUUUUUUAAUCAAAUAAAUGAGCUGAUACUCA